Messenger RNA from Colletotrichum karsti, 813 nucleotides. RefSeq lists its product as uncharacterized. Gene Ontology annotation, molecular function: oxidoreductase activity. The record is from RefSeq and is a predicted model, not a curated record. Lineage: Eukaryota; Fungi; Ascomycota; Sordariomycetes; Glomerellales; Glomerellaceae. The coding region runs from base 1 to 813 and encodes 270 amino acids. The transcript is spliced from 3 exons.
AUGUUCGACAUCGAGUCAUCGAGAUCUGCGUUCGCGCAAGCAUACGGCGCAACCCAAGCCCUAGUGCCUCCAACCAAUGAGGAUACAUACAAAGAUUCUUUGCAGUUCUCGCAAGACGCCAAUGUCGAGAGCGUCCCAGUGACGAUUCACGAUGUCGCUGGAGAUGAGCUGCUGUAUAAUUUGGACGAGCACGGUUUCAAGUUUCACUACCACAAGACCAAGGUGUCGAACUUUGAUGACCCAGAAGUGGUGAAGACGGAGUACUUCCCUGAGGUUGAGAGAAUGCUCAAGGAAGUCACUGGUGGAAAACAUGUAUUCUGCUUCAAUCCAAUCCACCGAAAGCCGCCGACGGACCCAACCAAAGUUGAGCAGGGCCCCGUCGGCGUCGUUCAUGUCGACAUUACACCGAAGGAAGCUGUGGAGGGCGCCUGUUUGGACAUCGGACCUGAAGCUGAACAGUACCUGUUGCUCAAAGGAAGAAUGCAAAUCAUUCACGUCUGGCGGCCUUUGAAACCGGUUUACAAAGAUCCUUUUGCCGUGGCGGAUUCUAGAUCAAUCCCGCAGGAAGAUCUCAUCAGCACAAAGCUGAUCUAUCCUUACCGAGAAGGGUCUACUUUCAACGUCGUUGCAAACCCGAGACAUCGAUUCUACUACCGCUACGGCCAAACGCCGGACAUUGUCACUUUGUUCAAGAGCUUUGACUCUGAUGCAAGUGUUGCGGGCCGGAAUCCUCAUUCAGCUUUCGUCGACCCUGAUACUGUGGAUCAUCCCCAUCGCGAGAGUUUCGAGCUUCGGGCUUAUGUCUUCCAUUGA